CUCUUGAUUCCAGACUUUGUAGUUAACUUUACUUCAUAAAACCUCAUAUUUGAAAGUCUUUGCUUAAUCAGAGCUCAGUUUUAAUGUAAUAUCCUGUUAGUUGUAAUCUUGGCCUGUUAUUGAAAUCACAUUUAAUUAUUUUCUGUCAUUUCUCCACUUAAACAGAAUAAAACGGUUGUUAGUGAGAGCGUGUGUUUUCCGCGCGGCCGUGGAGGCGGCGGCAGAAGAUGGCGUGCUGUGGACAUUGUUUUUGUUGUAAAUGCUGCUGCAGAGACGCGGAGACUCGCACCCCCGAAGAGCUGACGAUCCUCGGAGAGUUUCAGAGCGAAGAUGAAAUCCUUCCCCGGAAAGAUUACGAGAGUUUGGAUUACGACCGAUGCAUCAACGAACCGUACGUGGAAGUGCUCGAGGGGAUCACCAACAAGAAGGCGCGGAAGUACGAGGCCGUGCGCUGGGUCCUGGUGUUUGCCAUCGGGGUGACCGUGGGGCUGGUGGGAGUGUUUGUGGAUUUCUUCGUUCAUAUUUUCACCGAACUCAAACUGAAAGUGGUUGGAGCCUCUGUGGAGACCUGCACAGAGCGAGGAUGUCUGGCUCUGUCCCUCCUGGAGCUUCUCGCCUUCAACCUGACCUACGUGCUCCUGGCCAGUGUCUCGUGCUCGUCUCAGCCUGUAGCUGCAGGUUCAGGGAUCCCGGAGAUCAAGAGUUACCUGAACGGAGUCAAGAUCCCGGGAAUCGUACGACUCAGGACCUUCUUCUGUAAAGUGGGCGGAGUCGUGCUGAGCGUGGCAGGAGGGCUGUUCGUGGGUAAAGAGGGGCCCAUGAUCCACAGCGGCGCCAUCGUGGGAGCAGGACUGCCUCAGUUUCAGAGCAUCUCCUUUAAGUGGAUCAAGUUUGAUUUCCCGUACUUCCGCAGUGACAGGGACAAACGGGACUUUGUUUCGGCCGGAGCAGCUGCUGGCGUCGCCGCUGCCUUCGGGGCGCCUAUAGGGGGCACUCUGUUCAGUUUAGAGGAGGGCUCCUCCUUCUGGAACCAGGCCCUCACCUGGAAAGUGCUCUUCUGCUCCAUGUCGGCCACUUUCACUCUGAACUUCUUCCGUUCUGGGAUUUAUUUUAAUAAGUGGGGCUCGUUCCAGCUGCCCGGGCUGCUCAACUUUGGAGAGUUUAAGUGUGCAGACGGAGAUAAACAGUGCCACCUGUGGACGGCCGUGGACCUGGCGUUCUUCGUGCUGAUGGGGGUGGUGGGCGGCCUGCUGGGGGCGCUCUUCAACUGCAUGAACAAGUGUCUGGCCAAAUAUCGCAUGAAACACAUCCACCCCAAGGCCCGAGGCGUCAGGGUUCUGGAGAGUCUGCUGGUUUCCAUGGUGACGUCGUUGCUCAUCUUCGCCUGCUCCGUGUUGGUGGGAGAAUGUUUGGAGCUGCACCCGCCGACUCACAACACCACAGGCGGAGACACAAACUCUUCUGUGCGUCAGUUUUUUUGUCCAAACAACUCGUACAACGACAUGGCCACACUUCUGUUCAACCCCCAGGAGAAAGCCAUUCACCAGCUCUUCCACCAGGACGGUCUGUUCAGCCCCCUCAGCCUGUCGGUCUUCUUCGUGCUGUAUCUUCUGUUGGCGUGUUGGACGUACGGCGUGUCGGUGCCCAGCGGUCUGUUCGUGCCGUCUCUGCUCUGUGGCGCCGCCCUCGGACGCCUGCUCGCCAACGUCCUCAACGCGGAGCUCCACAUGCACGUUUACUCGGGGACGUUCGCUCUGAUCGGGGCGGCGGCGUUUCUGGGGGGCGUGGUCCGUAUGACCAUCAGCCUGACGGUCAUCCUCAUCGAGUCCACCAACGAGAUCACGUACGGCCUCCCCAUCAUGAUCACGCUCAUGGUGGCCAAAUGGACCGGAGAUCUGUUUAAUAAAGGAAUCUACGACAUCCACAUCGAGCUGCGAGGAGUCCCCCUGCUGGAGUGGGAGACCGAGGUCGAGAUGGACAAACUGACCGCUAGUGACAUCAUGGAGCCGAACCUGACGUACGUUUACCCUCACACACGUGUCCAGUCUCUGGUCAGUAUCCUGCGCACGACCGUGUACCACGCCUUCCCCGUCGUCACCGAGAACCGCCACAACCAGAGAGACUUCAGCAAAGGAAACAUACUGGCCAGCAACAACAUCCACUUCAAGAGGUCCAGUGUGGUUCCGCGGGCCGGUGAGCAGAGGCGCAGGUGUCAGUCCAUGAAGUCGUAUCCGUCCAGUGAACUGAGGAACAUGUGCGACGAGCAGAACCCAGAACCUGAACCUGAGGAGGGAGAAGACCUGCUGCAGCAGAUGCUCCAGACCAGACACACGCCGUACCCAAACCUGUACCCGGACCAGUCGCCCAGCGAGGAGUGGACCAUGGAGGAGCGCUUCAGGCCCCUCACCUUCCACGGGACCAUCCUGCGCUCGCAGCUCGUCAGCCUCCUGCUGCGGGGGGCCUGCUACGCCGAGAACCAGUCUAGCGCCUCUCAGCCCAGACUGUCGUACACAGAGAUGACAGAGGAGUACCCCCGUUACCCCGACAUCCACGACGUGGACCUGACCCAGCUCAACCCGCGCAUGAUCGUGGACGUGACCCCGUACAUGAACCCGGGGCCCUACACUGUGUCUCCGAACUGUCGCAUCUCCCAAGUCUUUAACCUGUUCCGCACCAUGGGGCUGAGGCACCUGCCCGUGGUCAACGCCGUCGGAGAGAUCGUUGGAAUCAUCACCAGACACAACCUGACCCACGAGUUCCUGCGGACCAAACUGCGCCAGCACUCCAUCACCGUCUGACCUUUGACCCCCGACCGACCCACCCACCCCUCGCCGCACCUGCCGCUCCCCCCUCCCCCUCACCGCACCUGCCGCUCCUCCCCCGCGACAGGGACCGAGUCUGGUCUGGAGCGUGUGGUCGCGUCCGUGGUCCGGUGCCCUCCAAAUGUGUUUUAAUUCUCGUUUUAUAAUCUUUCUGUUUUUAUAUUUUGCACAGAUAAUUCUUUAUUAAUUUUAGGUCAUUAAUAAGACUCAGGCUGCUUCUACUGUACGGAGCGUUACGACUGACCGGGGAGCCCCGCCGCCGAACGACAUGGACGUUUGUGAAGACUUCAAGAGCGUUUCAAGUGUUUAGAUUCAGAUUUUAUUUCGACUGUUUUUAAAAAAUGUGAAAAUCAAAGUUAUUCCUCACGUCCCUUUUGCAUUUCAAACAUCCUCAUGAUUCACAGCGACGAGUUCACGAGCGUUUUUCACUCGACGACUCUCAGAAACCAGAGCGAAGGGAAAGGUAACAACCACUAGCAUGCUAAUUGCACUUCCUGAUUUAGCAAAACGAUAAACAAAUGCUCUCUAAUCAGACGCAGAUGGUAAACAGAGGACGUAUUUUGACCUGAAGAGCUGCUUAGAGAAUUUAUUUGUAUCUGUACUGGGCCAAGACACUGAUACAGGGAUUUUAAUGUUGUUUAUUUUUAUAUUUCUUUGUCUUAUUUGACCGAAACUCACCAAAAUAUACAGCUUUUUCUUUUCGUUGUUCAAUUGUAAAACUCUACUUACCGUAUUUUUCGGACUAUAAGUUGCAAGAGCCAAAAAAACGAAGAAUAAUGAAAAAGUAAAAACAUAAGUCGCACUUUUUGUGGGGGAGACAUUUUAUCAAAUCAAUAAUAAGAAUAGAAGAGAGAAGAACAGACUGUUAACGUCACAUAUUUCCAGUGUUGGGAAAGUUACUUUUAAAAUGUAAUCCCCUACAGAUUACAGAAUUACAUAUCCCAAAAUGUAGUUUGUAACAGAAUCCAUUAAAUUAAAGUGAGUAAUGUAAUCUGAUUACUUUGGAUUACUUGAUUUGCUGUAGAGAAACAAAGACGAGGAAAUCUUCACAUAAGAAGUUUUAUCUACUAAAAGAAAAUACUUUACUGAACCAAAUUAAAAAUAUUAUUGAUAAAAGACGAGGAGCAUGGUUUAGUCCUGUUAAAUGCUGUUUUAGACCUGGUUUUAGUCCUGGUUUAGACCUGGUUUAGUGUCCAGCAAUGAGUGGAAUUACAGGGAAAAAAAAAAAGAAAGGGAUAUAGCCCCAAAUGUGAAAACAGGAAAAUCCCGCCAUGUAAUCCAUUUACUUCAACAAAGUAACUGUAAUCCAACUGCGCUGUCGUCCUGCCUCCACCAGUAGGAAGACAAAGAAAAAACCUGUUUAAAUCAACUGGGAGACAUGACGCAUCAACAUCACGAGACAAAGAGGAAGAGCACAGGAGCAGAACAAACUAUUAUUAAAAUUAUUCGUGUCUUUCUGAAUCCCGACAGGAUGGUUUCGGUGUCACUCAAGUCCAGACUUUGUCCGUCCGUCCAGUGACUUCAGGAGAGUUUCAUGGUUCAUCCUCCCGGUGUCACAAGUUUCUCUCUCACUCCAAACUUUCUUUCUGCUGCUCCAUUUCCCUUUUCAGCUGCAGAUUUCACGACUUGCAGUUUGUAAUCUGCAGAAUCUGAUUUUGUUUUUGGGGGCAUUUGUGUUCAGUCGUCUCAGUCUUUGUCUUUAUAAGUUUAAAGUUUAAAUGUUAAAUUGUUCAGUGAUGCAGAAGUAACGGUGCGAUACAGACUGGACAGAGGCUCACCCAUUCCAUGAAAAAAGUGCAGCUUAUAGUUCGAAAAAUACGUCUCUAAUCAGACGCAGACAGUGAACAGUGAAAGUAUUUUGACCUGAAGAGCAGCUUGGAGAAUAUAUUUGUAACUGUACUGGGCCAAGACACUGAUACAGGGCGUUUUAAUAUUGUUUAUUUUUAUAUUUCUUUGUUAUUUGACCUAAAUUAAUCUAAAUAUACGUUUUUGUUUUGUUUUUCUAUUCUAUAACUCUAACUGCGUAAAAACAGUGAUGGGGAAACUACACAAAUGUCCCGUACGCAGGUGAACGUUGAGCCUGACGGGACCAACGAGGAGCUGCUCUUCUGCUUCAUCACUACAUCGUGAUCAUUCUGUCAUGUUUAAAUGUGUUUUAAAAGUGUUUAAAUGUUCAUAACAGAGACUCUCGCUCACGUGAAGAUGGACGGUCUGUAGUUUUACUCACGUGUCUGAUGUUCCACAGAUGAUGAUUCUUCUUCUUACUCUUCUUCUUAAGGCCUGUUUAUACUUCAUAAGAACAUAAGACCUUUGUUCUUGUUCUUGAGGUGAUAAGAACAAGAACAAAGUUUGUUUAGGAUACUUUAAAGAUGGUCUACUGCCGAACUGUCCCUGACCCCCACUCUGCCCCACCCCCAUCCUUACUGUGUCCUGCCCCGGCCCCCCUCUCUUUCAUUUCUUAAAGGUUGAAUAGAGGAUUUUUUAAGGGAAAAGAAAUACAGCGACAGUCCUUUUUCAAAUGUUGUGCAUGUGUGACACCACCUUCCUCCUCCACAGCUCCUCAGUGGAAACAUCUCCUCCUCCCGCCUCUUUACUCUAGAAAUCAGGUUUGUUUACAGCCUCGUUCAGAAUUACAGUUGAAGUUUCCUGUCUAGAAAUAUUUUAGCGACCGACGCAUCAGUUUUUAGACCCUUCGUCUGCUUCAGUCGCGCCAUCGCUGGAAGGAAUCUCCAAGAAUCACCUCAGUUUGUCUUCGCUCCUUUUCCCCUUCUUCUCUUCUUCUUCCAGCGACCUCAAAAACGAACUUUGUUUUGCGGCGAACUGGCUCGUGGAUUCUCGUCCGACAUCGCAACAAACUUUGUGCGAACUGCGACAAAGCGACAGUUUAAAAAAGCCUCUAAGAACCACCGCAUAAACCAAAUAAUCCCUGCACGCCGACGAGUCAGUUACACUAGAAACGUAGGAAGUUUGAUUGACAACCCAACAGCCAAUAGAAAAUGAGGCAGCCUCUUUAUCUACUGGCUGAUGUUUAUCUGUCCGCAGUUGAUGGAUUUUUUUUUUUUUUGGUCUUCAUAAUUCCAAAGCUGCUGCGUCUCUGUAACGGUAUUUUGAACUUUCAUUGACAAUUUGAAACAAAAAAAUAAAAAAAAUCCUCCAUACAACCUUUAAAGGUUGUAUAGAGGAUUUUUUUUAAGGGAAGUGAAAUACAGCGACAGUCCUUUUUUCAAAUGCAUGACACCACCUUCCUCCUCCACAGCUCCUUCAGUAGAAACAUCUACUUUACUCUAGAAAUCACGUUUGUUUACAGCCUCGUUCAGAAUUACUGUUGAAGUUUCCUGUCUAGAAAUAUUUUAGUGACCGACGCAUCAGUUUUUAGGUCCUUCGUCUGCUUCAGUCGCGCCAUCGCUGGAAGGAAUCUCCAAGAAUCACCUCAGUUUGUCUUCGCUCCUUUUCUCCUUCUUCUCUUCUUCUUUCAUCGACCUCAAAAACUGACUUUGUUUUGCGGCGAACUGGUCGUGGAUUCUCGUCCGACAUCGCAACAAACUUUGUGCAAAAUGCGAGGAGGUUUUUGAAAAAGCCUCUAAGAACCACCGCGUAAACGACGUAAUCCUCACGCGCCGAUGACUCAGUUACACUAGAAACGAAGGGAGUUUGAUUGACAACCCAACAGCCAAUAGAUAUUGAAGGAGUCUCAUUUUCUAUUGGCUGAUGUUUAUUUGGCCUCAACACGUCCACAGUUGAUAGAUUUUCAUUAUUUUUUUUUUUUUGGUCAUCAUAAUUACAAGGCUGCUGCGUCUCUGUAAUGGUAUUUAAACUUUCAUUGACAAUUUGAAACAAAAAAAAUCCUCCAUAAAACCUUUAAAUUAAUUUAUUUUUGUCCUCCAGCCUGACUUUUUUUUUUUUUUUUUUUUGGUGGCCCACCUUCUUGUCACAGAGAUGACUCCAGAUUUUUCUACACUGAUUUUCGUCUGAGCCUAAAUUGUCGUCGAUCUCCCUCCAAGAAUUUCUUCCACUUGGCGUCUUUAUCGUCAUGUCGUGUUGUACAGAUGUUUGGAUUUUCGUGCCAGCUGAGUAUGAAGUAUGAACAGGCCUUUUAUUACUCUUCUGUUUAUGCCUCCUCUUCCUCUUCCUCUUCUUCUUCGUCCGUUCGUGUUUUCUGAUCGUGUGCGAUGAGUCUGUCACUGCAGCACUUUGUUUUUAUGCUUUUUAUGUCGGAUUUAUUUUAUUUUAUUGUAAUGCAGUCGUGUUCCUGACCUCUGACCUCUGACCCCGGCCAGUUUUAAAGCUGCACUGUGUAACUUUUCUGGCAGAGGGUCCAUCAAACGCUUUCUAUCUAAAGCUCCGGGUCAGAUCUGUGGAGAGGUGUCCGCGCUCACAGUCAGAAAGUCUGUUUUUUGAGGUGUUUUUGAGCGAUAAAACCACCUGUGAUUGAAGAAAUGUAAAGUCGAGCUGUUUAAUGUAACACUGCGGAACAUUCCAGACAGAGCAGCAACGUAUCCAUGGAAACAAGCAGGUGACGGACCCUCAAACAAAAAGUUACACAGUGCAGCUUAAAGGGAACACAGAGUGGAGUGGACUACAGGGACCACUGGAGUUUAUUUGUUGUUUUUUUUGGUUUUUUUUAGAUUUUAUUUGAAGAUUUCUUGAAAUGGAAUCAGAUAUUUUAUUAUUUUUAUGAGAUGAUUUUGUGAACGUGAUAAUUCCGAGUUGAAUGAGUUUGUACGAUUUUGAUUGUGACGUUCGACAGGCAGCAGCUGGACCACAGGGUUCGGGUCAAAUGCAGUUCAUAUGGGUCAAAUAAAGGUUGGACUGACUCACAGAA
This is a messenger RNA of Boleophthalmus pectinirostris (great blue-spotted mudskipper), 7644 nucleotides long. RefSeq names its product chloride channel 6 (gene clcn6). Gene Ontology annotation, biological process: chloride transport; transmembrane transport. Bases 228 to 2798 code for a protein of 856 amino acids. Gene Ontology annotation, cellular component: lysosomal membrane; intracellular membrane-bounded organelle. The record is from RefSeq and is a predicted model, not a curated record. NCBI's taxonomy places the organism in Eukaryota, Metazoa, Chordata, Actinopteri, Gobiiformes, Gobiidae. Gene Ontology annotation, molecular function: voltage-gated chloride channel activity. The transcript is spliced from 23 exons.